CCACAGCUGAAACUGACUUCCGCAAUCCUGAUGGAAUAAAUCCAGCACCCCUAGUCAUCCGCCCACAUAUCUACACUCCCCAGCGAACGGAGCCCAGAGCAGAUUCCUAUCAGCAGGAUGUGGGGGCUCAAGUUUCUUCUGCUGCUGCCCAUGGCAAGCUUUGCUCUAUAUCCUGAGGAGAUACUGGACACCCAGUGGGAGCUAUGGAAAAAGACCUACGGCAAGCAGUACAACAGCAAGGUGGAUGAAAUCUCUCGGCGUUUAAUUUGGGAAAAAAACUUGAAGCAUAUUUCCAUUCAUAAUCUUGAGGCCUCUCUUGGUGUCCAUACAUAUGAACUGGCCAUGAACCACUUGGGGGACAUGACCAGUGAAGAGGUGAUUCAGAAGAUGACUGGACUCAAAGUACCUCCCUCUCAUUCCCGCAGUAAUGAUAGCCUCUAUAUCCCAGACUGGGAAAGCAGAGCCCCAGACUCCAUUGAUUAUCGAAAGAAAGGAUAUGUUACUCCUGUCAAGAACCAGGGUCAGUGUGGUUCCUGUUGGGCUUUUAGCUCUGUGGGUGCCCUGGAGGGCCAACUCAAGAAGAAAACUGGCAAACUCUUAAAUCUGAGUCCCCAGAACCUGGUGGACUGUGUUUCUGAAAAUGAUGGCUGCGGAGGGGGCUACAUGACCAAUGCCUUCCAGUAUGUGCAGAAGAACCGAGGCAUUGACUCUGAAGAUGCUUACCCAUAUGUGGGACAGGAUGAAAGUUGUAUGUACAACCCAACAGGCAAGGCAGCUAAGUGUAGAGGGUACAGAGAGAUCCCUGAGGGGAAUGAGAAGGCCCUGAAGAGGGCAGUGGCCCGAGUGGGACCCAUCUCUGUGGCCAUUGAUGCAAGCCUGACCUCCUUCCAGUUUUACAGCAAAGGUGUGUACUACGAUGAAAACUGUAAUAGCGAUAACCUAAACCAUGCAGUGUUGGCAGUGGGAUAUGGCGUCCAGAAAGGAAACAAGCACUGGAUCAUUAAAAACAGCUGGGGAGAAAACUGGGGAAACAAAGGCUAUAUCCUCAUGGCUCGGAAUAAGAACAACGCUUGUGGCAUUGCCAACCUGGCCAGCUUCCCCAAGAUGUGACUUCAGCCAGCCAACCUCAUCCUGCUUUCCCGUUCCUUCCACGAUGGUGCGACAUCCUGAUGUACUUUGGAAGGGAGUUGGUGUGCAUUUCUUGAAGCAGAUGUAGCAAUAUAGAGAUUGUCCAUUCAGUUUCUCCAUUUGUGCUUCAAGGGACACCCCUACUACUCUCCUUCUCUCCAUCCAAGGCCUUUAUUUUUCACUGUGGCCACAGUAGGAAUUUCCCUAGAAAGAUUCUCAUUCAUAGUGUGUAAUUAGCUUUAACCACCUAGAAGACUAAGGUGACCUGACCUCUCAGUCUCCAAGUUCACUUCUUUUAUAUCCUGAAGAUAGAAAUUUCUGUUUUCCACCCCAAUUCAUAGAUCUUUGGUACAAAUUUAUGUGAUACAAGAAAUGUGUUUUCUUUUUCCUUCUUUGCAUUUUUAAAGUAAGCCAAGUAUUUAUCUCUUAUCUCUAAUUUAAUAAAUACCUAUUUAGUAAACAUUCA
This is a messenger RNA of Lutra lutra (Eurasian river otter), 1594 nucleotides long. It is a transcript of the gene CTSK, whose product is annotated as cathepsin K. The coding region runs from base 118 to 1110 and encodes 330 amino acids. Gene Ontology annotation, cellular component: lysosome. Gene Ontology annotation, molecular function: cysteine-type endopeptidase activity. Lineage: Eukaryota; Metazoa; Chordata; Mammalia; Carnivora; Mustelidae. The record is from RefSeq and is a predicted model, not a curated record. The transcript has 8 exons. Gene Ontology annotation, biological process: immune response.